UAAAUCCGAACCAAAACGCAUUAAAAGAACAGAACGAAAGGUCGCAUCUUUCCUCACAGUGCCACGCUGCCACCACCACAGCAGCUAUUUGGAGUCUCUUGUGCUCUGUCUCAGGCGAAGCUUGCAUGUCUGAAAAGGUAAAAGAAAGACAAUGUUUCUCAAAACUGAGUUGCAGGGGAAUGUUGUAAUCCCUGCUGAAAGCUUGGAUGCAAAGGGAUUGAUGCUCCAAAAGGCAAUUUUUGUUCGGCUGCUGGAUGAUUUUGCAAAGAGAAAGGCUACCAAAGACCUCGGAUACCUUCUUGCUCUUAAAACUGUGGAAAAAAUAGGAGAAGGAAAAGUCAGGCAGCAUACUGGGGAUGUGCUUUUUCCAGUUACAUUUAGUGCCAUCUCCUUUAAGCUUUUCAGAGGAGAGAUAUUAGAGGGAGUGGUGCACAAGGUGCUCAAGCAGGGAGUUAUGUUGAGAUGCGGUCCAAUUGAGAAUGUAUAUCUCUCUUCUUCAAAAAUGCCUGAUUUCAACUAUGUUCCAGGGGAGAAUCCUGUCUUCUAUAAUAAUGUGUCUAAGAUUGAAAAAGGUGUCACGCUACGUGUCAUUGUCAUUGGAGCCAAGUGGCUUGAGGCAGAAAGGGAAUUUCAGGCAUUAGUUGGCUUACAUGCUGAUUAUCUAGGACCAGUUCCUUAGUGUGAUUCCCUUUUACUUGUGACCUGGAAGGAUGCUUUGUUUCAAACCGAGUUAACAAAUGUGGCUUGGAUUACUCGUAUUAAGUCAUCUUGUUGGCCUUAA
This is a messenger RNA of Argentina anserina (silverweed cinquefoil), 781 nucleotides long. RefSeq names its product DNA-directed RNA polymerase V subunit 7-like. The record is from RefSeq and is a predicted model, not a curated record. Gene Ontology annotation, molecular function: single-stranded RNA binding; single-stranded DNA binding. The transcript has 2 exons. NCBI's taxonomy places the organism in Eukaryota, Viridiplantae, Streptophyta, Magnoliopsida, Rosales, Rosaceae. The coding region runs from base 152 to 679 and encodes 175 amino acids. Gene Ontology annotation, biological process: DNA-templated transcription; DNA-templated transcription initiation.